UGUAAUCAAUAAAAGUAUUUAUCAACCUUUCCUCUCCUGGCCGUUCCUGCUGCUCCGCAUCCCGGGCGGGAGAGACGCGGAUAAGCUGAGGCCCGCAGCGCCCCUCGGAGCGGGGGCUCCAGAGUCGGGCAGACCCGCAGCGCCCUCUGAGCAGGCCCGGGGCCGCGGACCGCCCGGUGGCACCGCAGGGACCGGCAGGAACCGGCAGGAACCGGGAGAUUCGGAGCGGUCCGGGCGCCUCCCGGCCCCGCCGCCCUCACCAAACAUGGCGGCCGCAGCGUCGCGCCCGCUCGCCAUGCAAAGCCCGCUGCCCUCAGCAAACAUGGCGGUGCGGACCGCCCCUUCCCCGGCCGGCUUCGCGGGGCCGGAGACCCGCUGGAGACCGGAGUGGAGACCCCAGCCCCGGUCCGCCCGUAAGGAGAGCCGUGCCGAUCCGGGGCUGAGCUGGGCCCGGCCCCGGCAGCGCGGAGCCGGCCGCUCGGCGCGGUCCUGCCCGGCCGCCGCGGUCGCCAUGGCGAUCGGCCCCGCAGCCAACCGCGCGCCGCUUCCGCUGACGUCAGCGCCGACACGUGGAUCCAAGAUGGCGGCGUCGGCGGCGAUGGAAAGGCUGAGAUAUGUGCUGGGCCUGCUGUUGUUGCUGCACAGCACAGACUCGUUCUAUGUACCCGGCGUGGCUCCCAUCAACUUCCACCGCAAUGAUCCCGUAGAAAUAAAGGCUGUGAAGCUGACGAGCUCCCGGACCCAGCUGCCCUACGAGUACUACUCACUGCCCUUCUGCCAGCCCAGCAAGAUCACAUACAAGGCUGAGAACCUCGGUGAGGUUCUUCGUGGGGACCGAAUUGUAAAUACACCUUUCCAGGUUUCCAUGAAUGUGGAGAAGAAGUGUGAAGUUCUGUGCAACUUUCCCAACAAGCCAGUGACUCUGACAGUGGAGCAGAGCAAGCUCAUCGCCGAGCGCAUCAGGGAGGAUUACUAUGUCCACCUCAUUGCUGACAACCUUCCUGUGGCAACACGGCUGGAGUUUUAUUCCAAUCGUGAGGAAGAGGAGAAGAAGAAGGAGAAGGAUGUGCAGUUCGAGCAUGGAUAUAGGCUUGGGUUUAUGGACGGUAACAAGUUCUACCUGCACAACCACCUCUCCUUCAUCCUUUACUACCACAGAGAGGAUGUGGAAGAGAGCCAGGAGCACACCUACAGGGUGGUGCGCUUUGAGGUGAUUCCCCAAAGCAUUAAACUGGAAGACUUGAAGGCUGAUGAGAAGAGCAUGUGCACCCUGCCUGAAGCCACAGGCUCUGCCCCUCAGGAAAUAGAUCCUACUAAAGAGAACCAGUUGCUCUUCACCUACUCUGUGCACUGGGAGGAAAGUGACAUUAAGUGGGCUUCCCGCUGGGACACGUACCUGACCAUGAGUGACGUGCAGAUCCACUGGUUUUCUAUCAUUAACUCGGUUGUGGUCGUCUUUUUCCUUUCAGGGAUUCUCAGCAUGAUCAUCAUCCGGACUCUGCGGAAGGACAUUGCCAACUACAACAAAGAAGAUGACAUUGAAGAUACCAUGGAAGAAUCUGGUUGGAAACUUGUGCAUGGAGAUGUCUUCAGGCCUCCACAGUACCCUAUGAUCCUCAGCUCUCUCCUGGGUUCUGGAAUUCAGCUCUUCUGUAUGAUCCUGAUUGUCAUCUUUGUUGCUAUGCUGGGGAUGCUGUCGCCUUCGAGCCGGGGCGCACUGAUGACAACUGCCUGCUUCCUCUUCAUGUUCAUGGGGGUUUUUGGUGGAUUCUUUGCUGGCCGCUUAUACCGGACUCUGAAAGGCCAUCGAUGGAAGAAGGGAGCCUUUUGUACAGCAACACUGUACCCGGGCGUUGUCUUUGGCAUCUGCUUUGUCCUCAACUGCUUCAUCUGGGGGAAACACUCCUCUGGUGCGGUGCCUUUCCCUACCAUGGUGGCCUUGCUCUGCAUGUGGUUUGGGAUCUCCUUGCCCUUGGUCUACCUGGGUUACUACUUUGGAUUUCGCAAGCAGCCGUAUGACAAUCCUGUACGGACAAAUCAGAUUCCCAGGCAGAUCCCGGAGCAGAGGUGGUAUAUGAACAAAUUUGUGGGGAUCCUCAUGGCUGGUAUUCUGCCUUUCGGAGCCAUGUUCAUUGAACUGUUCUUCAUUUUCAGUGCAAUCUGGGAGAACCAGUUCUAUUACCUUUUUGGCUUCCUCUUCCUGGUAUUUAUAAUUCUGGUGGUAUCCUGCUCCCAGAUCAGCAUUGUCAUGGUGUAUUUCCAGCUCUGUGCUGAGGAUUACCGCUGGUGGUGGAGGACCUUCCUGGUGUCUGGAGGAUCUGCCUUCUACGUGCUGAUCUAUGCUGUCUUCUACUUUGUGAACAAGCUGGAUAUUGUUGAGUUCAUUCCCUCCUUACUGUACUUUGGCUACACUGCCCUCAUGGUCCUGUCCUUCUGGCUCCUGACGGGCACCAUUGGCUUCUACGCAGCCUACAUGUUCGUGAGGAAGAUCUAUGCUGCCGUGAAAAUCGACUGAAGCUGGAAUCCCCCCAGCAGGAAUCAGACACCUCUGAACAUGUGUCCUCCCGGGAGGGACAGGGACAUCUUCUCCCAGCUCUUUUUAAGGAAACAAAAAUCCAGUGGGAGAGUCACAAGAGAAAUAAUUAACUCCUCGAUUUGGAAUGUAACUUUGGCACAUUGUACAUGGAUUCUGGGCUACUUCUGCGGGGAAAAGGGGUCUGUAGAUACCUUACAUUUUAACUUUAUUAUCCUGUUCCAUAUUUGAGGGAGUUUUUUAGCAGAGAAAUAUCCCUCUGUAUAAGUAAACACCCUUUUUGCUAAUCCAUCCUUUUUUUUAUGUUGAUGAUGAGCGGAUUUGAGACAGCAGUGGAAACACUUGUGAAAACGUUUUCUUCCAGCCCCUGGGGUGCUCUAGGAUUCAGGGAGACUCUUCAGACAAAUAUCAGAAUGGGUUUUUCUCCUGCCUUCGUGUCUGCACGGAAGAGGGAGCUUGACUAUGGCAGAAUACCUGGAGCCCAAAGGCUCACCCAGCGGGAGUCCGGCGCGCUCCGAUCACCGAAGUCCCGGCUUCGGCUUGUUUACAAUUUGCUGGAGGUGCCAUUCGGAGCCUGGGAAGUGCAAUUUCACCCUGAGAGAGCUUGAGCAACCUUCAGCAUCGCUUCUCCCUCCCUCCAGCCUCGGACAGCACAGGCUGCUGUGGGAGGGUGGGACUGCCUCUCCUGCAGAAGGCAGGACAAAAGGUGCUGGUGGAAGUGACGUGGUUGUGCUGGAAUACAGGACUGGAAGGAUGCGUGAGGUAACUACCAGAGUUUGUUCUGUCAAUAGUUCUGCUCUGGAUGAGUGAGGAAUCAGGGCAGGCUCCUUCCUGGGAAUGCCACUGGGAUCCUGAAGAGCCUGCAGGAGGUGGCUGUGGUGCCGUGGUGUUAGUGCCAAGUGAUCUGAGGCAGUGUUGGGCCUGAGCUGCCCCAGGGUGGUGCAGGCCAUGCUGAAGGGGCUGGCACAGGCAGGUGGCCCCAUGAGCUGUCCCAUGGCUGGGAGCAGGGCUCUCUCACUGGCCCUAUGCUCUGACUGCCCUUACUGCUCUCUGCUCCUCCUCUGAAAUUCUCUACCUCCAGGGAACAGGAAAAGUGUACACCCCAUAGCUGUAUUUUGUUCUUCUCCACAAAAACCAGUCCACGCUCUCCCGGAUAGCUGAUAUGGGCUCUUCUUUUCCCAUGGCUUGAUGCCUGAAUCAGCCAAUGGGAAGCUCUUUUUAAAAGAGGUUAAAGUUGGGUUGUGGGUUUUUUUUUUUUUUUGGUCACUUCAGUGAUGUUUAUCAGUAAAAAGGUUCCACGUUGCAGUGAAGGCUCCCUUCAUCCCCAGACUCACUGGAUUCAGCCAGGACUACAGGGAAGAGGUUUUUUUAGUGAGAUCUAUGAAAAUUUUUCUUCUUGGAGUAAGAUCUUCCAAUGACCAGCUGCCACAGGUCACAUCAUUCCAACCCAAAAUUGUCCAAAGCCCUCCUUGAUCUCAGGGAGGGUUUUGGGGCCUUUUUAAACCCCAAUUGCCAUAAGUUUCCACCAGGUCCAUGCAAGGGCCUGUGUCCCUUCCCAUUGGCCCUGCCUGUCAUGCCAAAGUCUAAUCAACCAGGAAUCAUGGAUGGAAAAAAGGAGGAGGGGAUGUGUGAGCCAGCUGUGCUGUGGAAUCCUGUGUCAGUUCUGAUUUGAGGUCCCUCUCUGAGAUUUUUGUCGAUUUUUUUUUUUUUUUUUCUGUUCUGCCCCUGCCGCAGUGGAGAGGCUCAGCCAGCAUUGAUUUCUCUCCCUUCCCUGAAGUGUUUUCUCUGUAUUCUUUGUAAUUUUUAAUUAAUGUAUGUAUUCUUUGUGUCCUAUUGUAAAUAAAUCUGCCAUUGUCCUGUCA
Molecule: messenger RNA, 4395 nt
Organism: Onychostruthus taczanowskii (white-rumped snowfinch)
Lineage: Eukaryota; Metazoa; Chordata; Aves; Passeriformes; Passeridae
Gene: TM9SF4
Product: transmembrane 9 superfamily member 4
Exons: 18
Coding region: 266-2515 (749 amino acids)
Biological process (GO): protein localization to membrane
Cellular component (GO): membrane
Source: RefSeq, a predicted model, not a curated record